GUGGUAAAAGUGGCAAUGGCUCAUGUCAUGGUAGAUAGUUCGAUGCAGUGUUAAACUAGACACGCUUAACCACUUGAGCUCCGCUCCAAGCUCAUUGCUUACGACGAUGCAUUUGUCGAGCUCUGGCAUUAUCAAUCGAAAAGAAGAGGGUGGUUGUACGUGACAGGGGAAGAAGAAACAACCCUGAUGUUAAAUUCUGAUCUGCGUAUUAUUGAUGUUAUUAAUUCAUAUAUUACAGUAAGUAAAUGUAAAUUAUAUUUUUUUAACAAAGACCAAUUCAUUAAGAUAAUUAGAAACUACAAGAAGAAAAGGGUCCAGGAAAGACUCCAGGACCCCAGCAGCUAAGCAAAGACCCCCAUAAGGGAAUUCCGGCCCUAAGGCUGGGUAAGAAGACCAGCAGCAUAGCUCGAGUCGCCACCCAAAUGGACUAGUUCAUUUGUUCUUAAAUACUACAUGCUGCUGAUUGUGAUUUUCUUUACAAUCCCAGGUUAGUUUAUCGUACGACGAAGUUUUCCUACAAAAUGUGCUAGAUAUGAUAGCUGAUUGGACCGCCGAAGAAAGACAGAUGUUGAGAGAUAAGGUGAUGUCAAAUUCUGAACGAAGCUCAUUCGUCUGCGAUGGUUAAUAAGCGAUAAUAUGAAACUUAAAAUUUUGGAUGAUUGUAUCUAAUAGUACAUGUCCAGGAUUGUGUUCUAAGUUUUCUUUCUUACCUGUUUGUGCUGUGUUGGGGUUAAAAUGUUGUACCAAACUAAUUUUAUACUGUAUAGUUUUGGGCUAGGAAAAAGGAGACCAGCUUGACUAUUUCAAAUUUACUAGACAUCUGGAAAUGACGACACGUGGCGUAUUAAACGAUAAAAAAAACACAAAAAAAAAAAAUCCUCUCUCUCCCCACUUUCUCUCUCCUCUGGCCUUGGGAGAGGAAUUAUUUUUUUCAUUGCAUAACCUCUUUCCUCACAACCAUAACCUCUUUGUUGCAUCUCUGACAACAAAACAAAUCUGCAGGUCUUUUGUCUCCUCCUCCGAUCAAUAUACAAUAUUUCUGAACAUAUUCAUUUACGUUAAUUUCCAUACUCCUCACAAAAAUGGAGGCUACUCACAAAUUCGUAUGCCAAGACGAUUUGGUCAACCCUCUAUCCUCCAUGGGCAUGCAAGUAGCUUGCAUCCUUGUCAUCUCACAUUUCUUUCACAUUCUUCUCAAGGCCUUGGGACAACCAGGCCCCAUUGCUCAGAUUCUUGCUGGUUUGGUGUUGGGUCCGUCAGGGUUGUCUAAUAUUUCUGAAAUAAAAGAAUUCUUCUUUCAAGCUUCUGCUGCAGAAUACUACGAGAUGUUCGGGUUCUUCUGCCGGAUUCUCUUCAUGUUCCUAUUCGGUUUGGAGAUAGACAUUGCUUAUAUACGCCACAACCUACGCAUUGUGUGUAUCGUUGCCUACGGUGGUGCCUCAGUAGGCGGCAUUUUUGGCCUUGUUGCCUCCUUCUUUAUCUCCAAGCACUUAAUGGCUGAAAAUGCCAAACUGAACGCUAGUUUCGUUUUUUGCAUCAUGUUACUUGUAGCGUACACAUCUUCACCAGUUGUCAAUCGCUUAGGAGCAGAGUUAAGGUUUUCAACUUCUGACAUUGGUCGCUUGGCAGCAUCUGCAGCUAUGGUCGUCGAACUUACCUGCUUACUUGUUUUCAAUUUGAUCAUCGCGUUCUCAAAAGUUACUAAUAUACGGGAUGGCUUCUUGAUCCUCCUAGGCAUGGUUCCAAUACUUUUUGGGUUCAAGUACUUGGCAGUCUGGUUGAACAAACGAACCAAUAAGCAAAAGUACCUCAGAAACCCCGAGGUGUUUCUCAUUUUAUCUAUUCUAAUAGCUGGUUCAAUGAUCAUUGAAAUGCGCAUGUUUAACAGUGUGAUAGCUUGUUUUGUUGCCGGCAUGGUGUUCCCCAAGGAAGGCAAAACGGCAAGAACUUUGUUGCACAAACUUACUUACUCUGUCCACAAUUUUGUACUCCCAGUUUACUUCGGCUAUAUUGGCUUCCAAUUUGACGCGAGUCAUUUGAAAAGCUGGAGAAAUGUACUGAUUGUGUUCAUACUUGUGCUGUUGAGCCUCAGUAGCAAGAUUGGUGGAACUCUUGCGGUUUGCCACUAUUUGAAGAUUCCACCAAAUGAGGGGCUUUUCCUUGGUUUUGUCUUGAGCUUGAAGGGACAUGCUGACAUCUUGUUUGUUGGCAGCGCCUCAAAGGCACUAGUUACUUGGAACCCGACGGCUUACAACUUGUUACUAAUGACAAUAGUGAUUAACACCGUAAUAUCAGGGCCAGUUGUGGCUUUGUUAAUGAAAAGAGAAGAAAGACUCUUCACUCAUACACACACAUCCCUUGGCUUUGAGCUGGAAAAGCCCGAUCAGAGUGAGCUUCGACUGCUGGCCUGUGUGUACGGCCCUCGCCACAUGUCAGCCAUACUCUCGGUCAUCGCAUCAAUGCGGGGCUCCCCAACAGCCUCCAUCAUGCCCUACAUGGCCCACCUGAUCGAGCUGAAUCGGAAAAGCCGCACCAACGUGUCGUAUCACGAGCUGGAGGCUGACGAAAUGAGCGACGAAGAAGAGUACGGCGGAAACGAUGUGCUCGAAAUCCACGCAGCUGUGGAUGCCUUCACUGCUGAGACUCGAAUACUAAUCAACCUCAAUAAGGCCGUCUCGACAGUGUCGAAUUUGCAUGAGGACGUGUGCAGCGCUGCCGAGGACUUGCGUGCGACUGUCAUUUUAUUGCCCUUUCACAAGCAUCAAAGAAUCGACGGGAAAAUGGAAUCUGGAAAAGAGGCGGUGCGGACGACAAACCAAAAAAUUCUUCGUCAUGCUCCGAGUUCCGUUGGGAUUAUUGUCGAAAAGGGGCUUGCUGGGGCGCUAGGGUUUUCGCAGUUGUUCACGGUGGACGUUGUGCAACAUGUUGCAACCCUCUUCUUUGGCGGACCGGAUGACCGCGAGGCGAUUGCUUGGAGUACAAGGAUCGCGAAUCAUCCUAGAGUUAAUUUGACAGUGAUUAGGUUUCUGCCAGCAGAAUCGUCGAAUACGAGGAAUAUGAAGGUGGAGAAUGAACUGGGGAAUAAUGACAUUGAAGUUUUCAUGGCUUUGUCGAGUUUAGAAACCGGGAAUGACAUUGACAAUGCUUUUCUCAAUGACUUUUAUAAUGGGUAUGUGGCAUCAGGUAAAGUUGGGUAUGUUGAAAAGCAGGUGAACAAUGGAGCAGAAACAGUGGCAGCUCUAAGAGACAUAGGGGACUUGUAUUCUCUUUUUAUAGUAGGGAAGGGCGGACGAGGACACUCUCCAUUGACAACUGAACUAAGUGACUGGGAAGAGUGCCCUGAAUUGGGAACUGUUGGGGAUCUCUUGGCUUCUUCAGAUCUUAAUAUCAAUGGUUCAAUUUUGGUCGUUCAACAACAUAGGAAUUCUAAGAAAAACCUUAUAGAUGAUUAGUUAUAGUUAAUUUAUGUUCUUUAACUAUAUUAUAUAAUAUUGCGAUUUAGUACUUCUUCAAAUAUUGUAUAUACAGAAAUAUAGAUUUUGAAUUUUGGUUGGGCGUUCCCAUUUUUACGUCUUACCAUUUUUCACUUACUGUUCGUUAGGAUGAUAGGAAAUAAACUUGAA
Molecule: messenger RNA, 3623 nt
Organism: Pyrus x bretschneideri (Chinese white pear)
Lineage: Eukaryota; Viridiplantae; Streptophyta; Magnoliopsida; Rosales; Rosaceae
Product: cation/H(+) antiporter 2-like
Exons: 4
Coding region: 1083-3452 (789 amino acids)
Biological process (GO): regulation of pH; proton transmembrane transport
Cellular component (GO): endomembrane system; membrane
Molecular function (GO): antiporter activity
Source: RefSeq, a predicted model, not a curated record